AUGACUAAGAGAUCGUUUUAUGAAGAUGAUGAUUACAUUGUCAAUAAACCAGGUACAAUUACUGCAAUUACAUCAGAAUUAGCAGAAAAAGAAUCAACUCAUGGAAAUGUUAAAUUUAUUGAUGGAAUGAUUAUUAGAACAACACCAAUUUUAGAAAAAUAUAGUAAUUUAUUAAGAAAUUUAAUUUAUGAUAAAUUAUCAAUAUUUGAAGCUGAAUUAAAUACUCAAAAAUCAGCAUUUAAAAGUGAAAUUAAUAAUUUAAUUUAUGAAAUUAAUGAAAUUAUUAAAGAACCAGUAUUACCUAAUUUAAUUUAUAUUUUAACUUUAAGUUUAUCAGGUAGUAUAAUGGUUAGAAAUAGAAAUAUAAUGUUUAGAUUUUUAAAUCCAGUUUUAUUUGGUGGUGUUGGAUUAUGGUAUUUUAUGCCAUUAACAUUUAAUCAAUUAGGUAAGAAAUAUAAUGAAUUAGAAUUGAAAUAUUCACCUGAAUUAAAUAAACAAAGAAUUGAAUUUAAUAAAAAUUUAAAUAUUUGGGGAAAUGAAUUACUGAAUGGAAUUGAAAAUGCUAAAGGUUCUGUACUUCAAGCUGUUCAUGAUUUUAGAAAAACUGUCAAAGAAAAAUGGGAUUAG
This is a messenger RNA of Candida tropicalis MYA-3404, 627 nucleotides long. RefSeq lists its product as uncharacterized. Gene Ontology annotation, biological process: cristae formation. Gene Ontology annotation, cellular component: mitochondrial crista junction; MICOS complex. Lineage: Eukaryota; Fungi; Ascomycota; Pichiomycetes; Serinales; Debaryomycetaceae. The transcript has a single exon. Bases 1 to 627 code for a protein of 208 amino acids. The record is from RefSeq and is a predicted model, not a curated record.